GUAGAGUAUUCUUCAACAAAACAUGUAAAAGACAAUGUCUGUUAUCCCGACCAAACUACAUGUGAAGUUUAUCUCUAUCAGCAGAGAAUCAUGCGAAAUCACAUGAAAUUCAUUUUUCUUUCUCACAUUCUCUUCAUAAGCAUCAAUCUUGCCACUGCCAUUCCCAUUACUUGUUACGACACAGGAAACUUUACCGCUAAUAGUACCUAUGCCAAUAACCGGUACCAAAUCCUCUCUUCUCUGGCUCCCAAUGUCUCUGCAAAUGGUGGUUUCUUCACCACCAGCAUUGGCCAAGAACCCAACAAAAUUUAUGCUCUCGGGCUUUGCAGAGGUGACGAUAAACCAGAGUCCUGUUUCAACUGUGUCAACGCCACCAGUCAAGAACUCAUGACAGAAUGUCCAAACCAGAAAGAAGCACUUUAUUGGGGAGGUCAUCCUAUAUGUCUUGUACGCUACGCGGACCGCUCCUUUUUCGGGCAACUGGAGCUCGCUCCUAAUGAUAUUGGCUGCUUGAAUCGUGAGAUAUCUUCAAAUAUAACGGAGUUUGAUAAGAUAUGGGAAGAUUUGAUGGAAAGGUUGACUGAAACAGCUUCAAGUGGCUCUUCCAGGAUUAAGUAUGCAACCGAUCAAGUCCCAGUGACUGUGUUUCAGAACAUAUAUGCAAUGAUGCAGUGUACUCCAGAUCUGUCUAAGAGUGAUUGCAGGAAUUGUCUGAGAGAAAAUGUAGCAACAUUUCAGAAUCAGUGCUAUGGGAAGCAAGGAGGUUAUGUUCGGGGACCCAACUGUUUGUUACGGUGGGAUUUGUUUCCUUUUUUCAAUGCUUCUGCCUCUCCUCCAGCUCCAUCAGUGCUUCCUCCAUCUCCGUCCAGUAAUUCUCAUCCAGCAACGUCCAAAUCAAUAAAAGUAAAGGAUGAUGAUGACGGCAUUGGACCUCCAACGAUCACAGCUAUUGUUAUUCCUACAAUUACGUUUAUCGCUCUUGUGGCCCUCACUUGCAUCCUUUUGAUCCGAAGGAGAAGGAAGCGCUCUCAGGAGUUUGAAAAUGCGGAUGAAGUUGAGAGAAUGAAAUCCUUCCAAUAUGACUUCGAGACUAUAAGAAAUGCAACUGAUAACUUUGCUGCUGCAAAUAUGCUUGGACGUGGAGGAUUUGGUGCUGUUUACAAGGGUACACUUCCAGAUGGACAAUAUGUAGCGGUGAAGAGGCUGUCUAGACAUUCGAGUCAAGGCGAAGUAGAAUUCAAGAAUGAAGUGGUGUUAAUGACUGGGCUUCAACACAGGAAUCUGGUCAGGCUUCUUGGUUUCUGCUUGGAAGGAAGUGAAAGGCUUCUUAUAUAUGAGUUGUUGCCUAACUCAAGCCUCAAUCACUUCAUAUAUGAUCCAACAAAGCGUGCUUUACUGGAUUGGGAAACGCGCUACAAAAUUAUCAGGGGCAUUGCUCGAGGACUUCUUUACCUUCAUGAAGAUUCUCGACUACGAAUUAUUCAUCGUGAUCUCAAAGCAGGCAACAUAAUGUUGGACGAAGAAAUGAAUCCUAAGAUUUCGGAUUUUGGAAUGGCAAGAUUGUUUGAAAUGGAUCAAACUCAAGCCGAUACAAGCAGAGUCGUGGGCACCUAUGGAUAUAUGGCUCCCGAGUAUGCGAUGCACGGACAAUUCUCUGUUAAAUCUGAUGUUUAUAGCUUUGGCGUAUUGGUUUUGGAGAUCAUCAGCGGUCAAAAGAUCAAUAAUUUUUGUUUUGGGGAAGAGUCUGAGAACCUCCUAACUUAUGCAUGGAAAAACUGGAAUGGAGGGACAGCAUCAAAUUUGGUAGAUCCAAUGCUGAGCGUUGGUUCGAGAAGUGAAAUGAUGAGGUGUAUCCACAUUGGACUACUCUGUGUUCAAGAAAAUGUAGCCAGUAGACCAACCAUGGCUUCAGUUGUUCUAAUGCUUAGUAGCUCCUCCGUUUCCUUCUCAGCACCCUUGAAACCUGCAUUUUUCGAUAGCACGUUUGUGGGUUCUGAGGCAUCAGCAUCAACAACAAGAGCAGAUCAAUCCAAAAGUGAAUCUGUUAAAUUCACCAUCAAUGAGGUUUCAAUCACUGAGCUACAACCUCGAUAAUGCGCAAGGAUGGAGGCAGUGUCAUGAAGCAGGAAGGAAGUUUGUCUUCUUAAAUGGUACAAGUCAGUUGUGAAUGCAGGUUCUUUAAUAGUUCUCUGGUCAUCAAAUGUACAUUUAGUUCUAGCUAUAAGUGUGUGUGCUACCAUUAUUUCCUAAGCAGGCUUUUCAUUGAGAACAAUGCUUACUAGUU
Molecule: messenger RNA, 2284 nt
Organism: Tripterygium wilfordii
Lineage: Eukaryota; Viridiplantae; Streptophyta; Magnoliopsida; Celastrales; Celastraceae
Product: putative receptor-like protein kinase At4g00960
Exons: 7
Coding region: 91-2094 (667 amino acids)
Biological process (GO): protein phosphorylation
Molecular function (GO): ATP binding; protein kinase activity
Source: RefSeq, a predicted model, not a curated record